Paramecium sonneborni is the source of this 934-nucleotide messenger RNA. The record is from the annotation of a GenBank genome assembly. Lineage: Eukaryota; Ciliophora; Oligohymenophorea; Peniculida; Parameciidae.
AGAAAUUAUAUUUUAAUGUUUGGUAAAGUGAAAAGAAAUAAGAAUGUGAUUUAGUAAAAUAUUAGUAAAAAGAAUAAGAAAGAAUUGAAAGCAUAGAGAAAAUGGGAAUAAGAUGAAGAACGCAUAAAAGGUUUGAUAAUUUAAGAAUUAAGGAUCGAAAUUCAGAUUAUUAAAUGAAUAUAUGUAUACGGUGAAUAGUGAGGAAGCAUAGAAACAUUUUAAACAACAUCCAGAAGAAUUCAAAAUUUAUCAUACGGGAUAUGCUUAAUAAAUAGAGAAAUGGCCUGAAAGUCCUGUUGGGAAUAUUAUAAAAUUAUUGAGAGAAAGUCAAUAAUUUUAAAAUAGAAAUUUGUAAAAAUAUAGUGUUAAUUUUGGAUUAGAGUGAUUUCUGAUUUAGGUUGUGGUUAAGGGGAGAUUUAGGAGCAUUUUGAGAAGGAUAAUAGAUUGAGUAAACUAAUAACAGUCAAAAGUUUUGAUUUUGUUAGAUUGAAACCAUAUAUCAUAGAGACAGAUAUAUCUAAUUUACCUCUAGAUGAUUGUAGUUGUGAUGUGGCUAUUUUUUCUUUGUCUUUGAUGGGAGUAAAUUAUUUGGAUUAUUUGGGGGAGGCAUUUCGAAUCUUAAAGAAAAAUGGACACUUGAUAAUAGCUGAAGUGAAGAGUAGGAUGAAUACAAUAGAUAAUUUUGUUAAUUUAGUUACAGGGAUGGGAAUGAAAAUUUAAAAAAGAGUAAUUUAAUAAAUUAUAUGAAUAGGAUGAACAUAAUAGUCAUUUUGUAUUAUUUGUUUUUGAAAAGAUAAUGGAUAUUUGUCAAUUCAAUGGUCCUUUGAAUUAAAAAAGAGUACAAUAAAUUUUGGGUCACAAAGAUGCAAAUUUGAAGGAUUGGCAAUCAUUAGGAAAGUAGAUAUUACAACCCUGUGUUUAUAAAAAGAGAUGA